This is a messenger RNA of Pichia kudriavzevii, 4047 nucleotides long. RefSeq lists its product as uncharacterized. Gene Ontology annotation, biological process: protein targeting to vacuole; endosomal vesicle fusion. Lineage: Eukaryota; Fungi; Ascomycota; Pichiomycetes; Pichiales; Pichiaceae. Gene Ontology annotation, cellular component: late endosome; HOPS complex. The transcript has a single exon. Bases 1 to 4047 code for a protein of 1348 amino acids. The record is from RefSeq and is a predicted model, not a curated record. Gene Ontology annotation, molecular function: protein binding.
AUGGAAACGACUCCAAGUUCUUCAUCGAAGGGCUUUGACCAGAGAUUAAACUCGAAACUAUCAAUUGAACGCAGUCGACUAGCGACCCAACGAGUACACGAUAUAAAUAAUGAUUUACACCAUCAUUCUAAAAGCUUGCCAAUAGAUGUUACAUCUAUUGGCAAAGGGCAAUACAAGUUUUUUCAGUGGUAUAAAUUAUGCAAGAUUCAAGAACAGAUAGACUCUUCAUAUUUUAAAGCAGAAUAUGGCUUGCCUAGUCUGGUAUGUACCAGUGAUGAAUAUAUUGCUAUUGCAACUUCAGAAUGUUACAUCUUACUUUUUAGUUAUACCCAAAUAUUAGUAAAAACCAUCAAAACGAACAACAUUGAGCCUUCUGUUUGGGUCGAGUCAAUGGCAGUUUCGGUGGAUUCGACAUUCUUACUUGCUGGAUACUCAAAUGGCUUAAUUAAUCUAUGGGAUCUUAAAAAGCCAGAGCCUAUCAUAAGUGUACGACCAGUAACUUUACACGAACUAAAAUAUAGUGGCAAGUAUUUUCAUGUUGGUCACUUUGAAGGAGUCCCUGUGAGAUCCGUUUCGUUUAUAGGAACAAGACAUACAGCAUUUAUUUCCUCUGAUGAUUCAGGUCUUGUACUACAUCACAAUGGUGGUCGUUCAUUACUGAGGUAUUACUGUAACUCUAGAGUUAUAUAUGGAGAGGAUAACAACAUCGAAAAGUUGCUACACAACGAAACGGAUUACAGUAAAUCUAUUUUAGAUCUGAAGAUGUUACCUAUAGGAUCUGGAAUUGCUCCAACUGAUAAUAUGGGAAUAGUUGCAAUUAUGACCUAUAACAGGCUAACAUUGAGGUCUCUAUAUCCUUCUCAAAACAACCUAGAGAUUUUUGAGAGAUCCAACGACGGGCGGGAAGAAAAGGUGUCUGGUAAUCUCGCCUGGUAUCCUGCAAUAUCAGGUGAUGUUGAUAAUAACAAUAAGGUUCCAUUGUUGGCAUAUAGUUGGACGAGUUCUAUAUAUCUCAUUGAGCUACACUGCACUGAAAAGGAGGAUUCAUUGGGGGAAAUGCAACAUGUAGUUACCGUUGUCAAAAGAGGUGAGAUGAAGUUAUCUGAGUCAGUUAUUUCUCUGUAUUGGUUAACCAAAAAAAUAUUGGUUGCAUUUACUGAGUCUGGAAACCUACUUUUUAUUGACUCUCAAAAAUUAAUGGUUUUAAGAAAGAUUGAUGACCUUUCCAAUGAGCUAGAAGCAUCGACUGUUUAUGCAAAUAAUAAGAUUGGUUUAUCCCAAAAGACGUUCAACAAGUCAAUAAGUACGUACAAGUCAAAUCUAUUUAUUAUGGGUAGAUCUGAAUUUAAGACUGGAAGCCUCCUCAACUGGGCUGAUAUCUUACUGGAUUUGUUGAAUAAUCAAAAUUAUGAAGAAGCUUUGGAAGAAGCGAAAGCUCAAUACGAAGGUUCAACGGAAGACCUUGCAUUACUAUCUUUACCUACCAAUGAUGAGGUGAGGCAUAAACUUAUGAGAGGGUAUUUGAUUCAGGUCCUAAAAUCCUCAACAAAAUACUUGUUCAAUUCAAAGGAUGCAAGCCAUGGAGACUUGAAAAGGCGUACUAGAUUGGCGAUCCAGACAUGCAUGGUCUUGAAUGUACAGGAAGAUUUCUAUGAGAUCAUUUAUGACAGAUUACAAGAAAAUGAGCAAGAGCAUGUAUUUUUUGAAGUCAUUGAAGAACUCAUUUUCAGGUCAAAGCCGUUAUCCUUUUCACCAUCAAUAUUACAUUCGAUGAUAGAAUUUUAUGCAAAAAGGGAUGAUAUUGAUACAUUAGAGCACCUGAUCUGCUUUUUGGAUAUCAAGCAAUUAGAUAUCGAUUUGACGGUUCAACUAUGUCACAAAUAUCAACUAAAUGAAACCCUAACAUACAUAUGGACGUCUCUGUUACAUGAUUAUAUUACGCCUUUAAUUAAUGCGAUUGCGAAAAUCAAAAAGUAUUAUCAAGUCGAAAAAACUUUGUCUGAAGAACUAAGGAUUCAAAGGCGUGAACAGAUAAGCUAUGUCUAUCCUUAUAUAUCCUAUACGUUAACCGGAAGGCAAUAUCCAACAGAACAUUCGCUCCUACCGGAAGAUAAUACACCUGCAAAACUUAACAUCUACUACUUUCUAUUUAACGGGUCUCCUAUAUCAUGGCCAGAAGGAGCUCCAAUAUUACACACAGUUGAAAAUAUCACUGAAGAACCUAUGUUUCCAUAUUUAUCAUUACUCCUUCAAUAUGAUAGUAAUAGCAUGGUUUCUUGCUUAAACGAAGCAUUUGAAGACGAGCUACUAAAUGAUACUCGAUUGUCUUAUGAUCAAAAUAAACACUAUGAGCUUCACAUAAAUCGGCAACUAGUUAUUGAAAUUUUACUAGGCCUUAUACAUAACAGCUCUGACCAAUUUCAUUUCGUCGACAAAAUUCGUAUUUGUAUUUUCAUCAGCAGAAACUAUUCAAAGUACCCCCAAUUUAUUAGGUUAGCCGACAGUGUUUUGGAUGAGAUAAUUGACCUUUUAUGCCAAGCGAAAGACUUGCCAGAAUAUUCUUUGGAAAUUGAGAAAGACUGUGAACUGGCUUUGCAAUCUUUGCUUUCGGUAUAUCGACCAUAUGAUACAGAUGUACUACUACUAAAGAUAGAAAAGGCUGGCCAUUUUCAGGUUUUACAGGGUUUAUACCAAUCAGAAGAAAAGUAUGUACAACUACUGGAAUUAUGGGUACGUUUGAGAAAGGCUCAAAAAGUUUCCAAAGAUUGGUUACUGAAACCUGCAUAUUCAAUAAUAGAAGAGAGCUUUAAUGUGCUGGAUAGCUACGAUAUGGAUCGGCUGGUAAGAUUAAUUAGUGAAAACUUUGAGAUGUUUGUGGAAACAUCCCCUUCUCAAAUGGCACGGAUCAUAUCUACUAAAUGGCCUGAUCUUAACUCCUUGACUUCUCAAAUUACUAAUCAUUCCAUCAAAUUCGAGUAUCUCAAGGCUAUUUUCGAAGCUAAAGAGGAAGAGGAUGUUGCUUUUGUUUUUAGUGACGAUUUGAGAAUGGAGUAUCUGAAAGGUCUAACCAGACAACUUUCACUGUUGAAGAAGAAGCCGAAAGUGGAUGAUGCAGAAGUGAAAAACUUUGAUCUGAAAAUCAGAAAAUUUUUGUGGAGGUUAAGCAGCUUGAGCAAAGAUGUUAUUGAGCUGUUAGAAGCAAAUAACGUUGAAAUUUUAAUUCAGUGGCUUGUAGAGCACGGAGAGUAUCAGGGAGCUAUAAUUAGAAUAUGUGAUAUACUACAGGCAACGGCACAUGAUUUGACAGAGCAUGGGUACCAGAAAGAACUUGAGGAUAGAGUUUGGAACUGUUUGGAUUUGGGGUUUAGAGUGGUGAAAGCGAACAGUAACAUAUUGAAAGGAAAGAAGGAAGGAAUUACUUUAAGGGAAGCUUUGACUGUACGGCUUGUUGAGAAAGCUGCCAACAUUCUUAAAUCCCUCAUGGAGGAACAAAAAGAAGUGAAAGCGAUUGACAUAUUUAAAAGGGUAGUUCAGACUGCUUUCCAAUUUGUAAUUUGUGUUAGCCAGGAUGACCCUAGAUUUUUUAAUACCAUAUUUCAAAGAUUCUUGGAUGGGUCUUCAACCCAUAAUACAACAUUAGGUGAUGUUAGAGUAGUGCUAAAGGAAGUGUUCAUAUCAUACAGAAAUGAUCACGAAAUUCUAACCCUGAUUAAGACACUGAUUGACCAGGAUACUUUUGAGAAUCUGGAAAUUUUGGAGAGUCUGAAGUUGAGAGGAAGGUCACCUGAGAAUAUUGAAUGUGAAUCAUGUGGUAAAAAGAUUUGGGGUGGAAAAAUAGGAAAUAUAGUAUAUGAAUCCUGGAGAGAUCAUCAGCUACAAAGUAUUCACUUGGGGUUAUCAUGUGACACCGCUACUGCUAGGGCGAAUUCGCUCUUCAUCUUCAACUGCAGGCACACUUACCACAGAAAAUGUCUUGAAAAUAUGGGUACUACUAAAGAUGAAGAUCAAAAAUGUAUUUUAUGUGAAUCUGAAAGGCUGCAGUCAUAA